AUGAACAUAUACUUUUGGUUCAAUAAAUGUACAGUUAGUAUAAUUGUUAACUGCCUCGGUGGUGUAGUGGCUAGCAUGUACGGCUGCACACCUGGAGGUCCUGGGUUCGAGUCCCACGUCGAGCCAAGUUUAGUUAUUGAGUCUUUCUGUAUAGUAAGCCUCAGUAACAGCCCAGAGUUGGGAAGUUGGCGGUGUUUCACCUACGUGCCUCGGAGAGCAUGUAAAGCCGUCGGUCCUGCGUCUCAACUCUCACCGGUCGUGUCUCGCGUCGUCCCACCGGAGUAUGAGAGUGACAGGAAUAGAGAGUGCACGUUGUGUCUGCGCGUACACAUGUGCACUAUAAUAUCUCCUGCGCAGUUGGCUAGUCUCAAUGAGAUUGGCCACCGUGGCCGGAAUCGGUCAGAAGAACAUAAUCAUAACUGUUUUUUUUUUGGU
This is a messenger RNA of Brenthis ino (lesser marbled fritillary), 435 nucleotides long. Lineage: Eukaryota; Metazoa; Arthropoda; Insecta; Lepidoptera; Nymphalidae. The record is from the annotation of a GenBank genome assembly.